AUGCAGAGAGCAAUGUUCACCGCUACCCGGGCUAAGCCCUUGGCUGCCACUCUGAGGCCCUUCGUCCAGGCCAGAGGAUAUGCUCACAAGGAACUGAAAUUCGGUGUUGAGGGGAGACAAUCGCUCCUGGCUGGUGUUGAUAUGCUUGCAAAGGCUGUUGCGGUUACUUUGGGUCCUAAGGGACGCAAUGUCCUCAUCGAGUCACCUUACGGAAGCCCAAAAAUCACCAAGGAUGGUGUUACUGUCGCAAAGGCUAUCACUCUCAAGGACAAGUUUGAGAACCUCGGUGCUCGUCUUCUCCAAGAUGUUGCCUCAAAGACCAAUGAAGUCGCUGGUGAUGGUACUACCACUGCUACCGUCCUCGCCCGUGCCAUCUUCACUGAGACCGUCAAGAACGUCGCUGCCGGAUGCAACCCCAUGGAUCUCCGCCGUGGAACUCAAGCUGCUGUGGAAGCCGUUGUUGAAUACCUCCAGAAGAACAAGCGCGAUAUCACUACUUCUGAGGAGAUUGCGCAGGUCGCUACCAUCUCUGCAAACGGAGACGUCCAUGUUGGAAAACUCAUUGCCAACGCCAUGGAGAGGGUUGGGAAGGAGGGUGUUAUCACUGUCAAGGAAGGCAAGACCAUUGAAGACGAGUUGGAAGUUACCGAGGGCAUGAAGUUCGAUCGCGGGUUCGUCUCCGCCUACUUCAUCACCGACACCAAGUCCCAGAAGGUCGAGUUCGAGAAGCCUCUCAUUCUCCUCAGUGAGAAGAAGAUUUCCGCUGUUCAGGAUAUCAUCCCCGCUCUUGAGAUUUCCACCCAGCUCCGCCGCCCACUUGUCAUUAUCGCCGAAGACAUCGAAGGUGAGGCUCUUGCCGUCUGCAUUCUCAACAAGCUCCGCGGCCAGCUCCAAGUUGCCGCCGUCAAGGCCCCUGGCUUCGGUGACAACCGCAAAUCCAUCCUUGGAGACAUCGCCAUCUUGACCAACGGAACUGUCUUCACCGACGAGCUCGAUGUCAAGCUCGAGAAGCUCACUGCCGACAUGCUGGGCUCCACUGGUUCUAUCUCAAUCACCAAGGAGGACACCAUCAUCCUGAACGGAGAAGGUUCCAAGGAUAACAUUGCACAGCGCUGUGAGCAGAUCCGUGGCGUCAUGAACGACCCUACCACCUCCGAGUACGAGAAGGAGAAGCUCCAAGAGCGUCUCGCCAAGCUUUCUGGUGGUGUCGCCGUCAUCAAGGUCGGUGGUGCCUCUGAGGUUGAAGUUGGUGAAAAGAAGGACCGUAUUGUCGAUGCUCUUAACGCCACCCGCGCGGCCGUUGAGGAGGGUAUUCUGCCCGGUGGUGGUACUGCCCUUUUGAAGGCUUCCAAGAACGCCCUGAACCACCUUAAGCCUGCCAACUUCGACCAGCAGCUAGGUGUUUCAAUUAUCAAGUCCGCCAUCACCAAGCCUGCCCGAACAAUCGUGGAGAACGCUGGUGGUGAGGGGUCUGUCGUUGUUGGAAAGCUCACUGAGGAAUUUGGCGAGGACUUUAACAAGGGAUACGACUCAUCCAAGGGCGAAUACGUUGACAUGAUCGGAGCUGGUAUUCUUGACCCCUUCAAGGUCGUUAGAACCGCUCUUACCGAUGCCUCUGGUGUUGCCUCUCUGCUGGGAACCACUGAGUGCACUAUUGUCGAUGCUCCUGAGGAGAAGGGACCCCCUGCCGGUAUGGGCGGUGGUAUGGGCGGAAUGGGCGGAAUGGGUGGAAUGGGCGGUUUCUAA
This is a messenger RNA of Morchella importuna, 1746 nucleotides long. RefSeq lists its product as uncharacterized. The transcript has 4 exons. The record is from RefSeq and is a predicted model, not a curated record. Gene Ontology annotation, molecular function: ATP-dependent protein folding chaperone; ATP binding; protein-folding chaperone binding. Lineage: Eukaryota; Fungi; Ascomycota; Pezizomycetes; Pezizales; Morchellaceae. Gene Ontology annotation, biological process: protein refolding; protein import into mitochondrial intermembrane space; mitochondrial unfolded protein response. Gene Ontology annotation, cellular component: mitochondrial matrix; mitochondrial inner membrane. The coding region runs from base 1 to 1746 and encodes 581 amino acids.